Messenger RNA from Akanthomyces muscarius, 219 nucleotides. RefSeq lists its product as uncharacterized. NCBI's taxonomy places the organism in Eukaryota, Fungi, Ascomycota, Sordariomycetes, Hypocreales, Cordycipitaceae. The transcript is spliced from 3 exons. Bases 1 to 219 code for a protein of 72 amino acids. The record is from RefSeq and is a predicted model, not a curated record.
AUGGCAUCCAAGUUAACAAGAACUCAGAUUGCCCAGCACUCGACUAAGAAGGCGAGUCGCGCAAGAAGGCAAAGUCUAUGCGUUACCAGAUACCGGAGCCACGAAAGGACCGAUAUCAGCAACGGCGCAGAUUAUCUUGAUCACAUGAAGGAAAUAUUGGACAAGAUCAACGAAAUGGAACAGCAGGACAACGACGACCACGGCUCUGAUACAAUUUGA